UUUUUCUUAUAUUGGUACGAGAUUUUAUUGAUUGUUUUCUUUCAAGAUUUUCGGCCAGACGGCGACUGAAAUUGCAAGUUACUGUGAUAUAUUUAUUUUCAAUAUUAAACUAUUCUUAUCAAACAAUUAAAUGAGCAGGGAUAUCGAGUUAUGUCUAUAAGUAAUGGAAGGUACAGAACUGGGUGGCGACCAGCAAUUCUGUUUGAGAUGGAACAAUUUUCAAGCAAAUAUAACUUCUCAAUUCGAGGCACUGCGCGAUGAUGAGGACUUCGUGGAUGUCACCCUGGCAUGCGAGGGACACAGGCUCGAAGCCCACAAAGUGGUUCUUUCGGCAUGUAGUCCUUAUUUCAAGGAAUUAUUUAAAAACAAUCCAUGUCCUCACCCAAUAAUAUUUAUGCGCGAUUGUGAAGUGUCACAUGUUCGUGCUCUUCUUCAGUUUAUGUACGUGGGCCAGGUGAAUAUAGCGCAGGCGCAGCUCAGCGCGUUCUUACGCACCGCAGAUGCGCUUCAGAUACGCGGCCUCACUGAUUGUUCACAACACAACGAUAAAAAAGUGAAUCGUAAGUCUCCACCUUCCCAACUACGUAAUUUGCUCAGCGCCAAGCCGUCACAUUCUACCUCCUCCUCCAAAGCCGCAAGCCAAAAUGUGGAAUCGACGUCUGCCGAUGACCCCGAGAAGAAUGCAAGUCGCCGUUCUGAGAUAAAUUCUCCCGAUGCUGCCAGAAAUAAUCUCAACGAAGAAGCUUCCUUUCAAACUUCUAGUCAAACGAGGCCUAAUAAUGACGACUUUAACCAAACCUGUAACUACCCUACGUUGAGGGUGAAAACUGAUCUCGAAGCAACUGAAAUUAACACAGAAGAAAAUGACAUUCUUAUGGAUCCCGGAGAUUAUAAGGAAGGAGUGGACACGUGCCAAGAGUUCAGCGCGACCGACUUGCUCGAACCAAAAAUGGAGGUCCUCGAGCAAGAAGCCAGCGACGAGGAACGUUCCAGUUUUCAGCCUAUGUAUUACAAUGAAAACAACACUCUGGCGAAUCCUUUCGCCACCUUACAAGGUAACAUCGAUCUCAUGGCCGGAAUGAACGCGGAGCUGCGAGACGAGAAUUCGGAAGGUGUUGUGGUGUCGCCAGGUGCGGGUCGGUGGGACGGGCGACGGAACCGGCCGGUGCCGGACGCGGUGUGGCUCGAGCAGCAUCGUCGCGCGCUGCCCUUCGUGCUCAAGCGCGAGAACGAGCGCGGCGCGCCCGCUCCUAGACUUAUAAAGCUGGGGGAGGGCGUGGAGAUCCGCGAGGAGCUGCUGCGCGGCGUGAAGUGGGGGGACUACCGCAAGGUCACACGCGGGCUGGCCGCGGCGCUGUUCUCGCCCAUGGAGCUGGCCACGUGCUCCGUGACGGGGCAGCGCUGGUCGCGCGCGGGGCAGGAGGCGCGGCCCACCAAGCCGCCGCUCGACCGCCGUCGCGUGCACGCGCUCAUCUCCUACGUCAGCCGGCACUUCCCCGACGUCGAGGUCAGCCGCAUCAAGCAGGUGCUCGCCUACAAGUGCAAGGAGAACUGCGCCGCGCUGCGCAUGAGGACCGCCAGGCUGUCGAACUGUUUCAGCGAGUCGAGCAACUACAUGCUGAGUGCCGCGGCGCGCCCCGCCGCCGACGACGCGCCCCCCGCGCCCCCCGCGCCCGCGCCGCCGCCCGCGCGCGCCGCCUACGCGCCCUUCGAGGGUGCGAAGGGGGGCGGCGGGGCGGCGGGCGAGGAGGGCGAGGCGCCGCACUGAUGCCGCCAGCUCGUAGUUUUGUACCAAAAAGAGAAACGGAACCGACGGCCCUCGCGCUCGCGAGUCGCCGCCCGCCGGCGCGUCAGAUUCGUAUUUAUUUAGGUGAUAAUUUUCUAUUGGCUACCGAAGGGGUUCCGUCUCCGGGCGCCGGGAGUCGCGCUCGAAGCUCUAGCGAUAAUUUAUCAGGUUCCUAAGACAUGUUCUGUAGUUAGGUUCUAUUUGCACGAAUUUUCGCGAAACACUGCCGCUUACUUCUGAACCCUCUCGUGAUCGGUCGUUGGGCCGCUUCCUUCGUUUCGUAUAUUUAGUCAUUUUAAUUUCGUUACUGUAACAAUCUGAACACGAGGCAUUCGAGUGCCGAACGAGGGACCGUUGCAAUCGCAAAGUGAAUAUAUCAAAAUGGCAUAAUUUUAGAACUAACAUAGAUAUAUUAUAUAGUCAUUUCGUUCUAUAGAUGUAAUGUAAAAGAGAAUUUAUUUUGGAGUGAGUCGGGUCGGAAAUUGAGAAGUCUUCGGAGAGCUGUGAUCGUGAUGGUUAUAUGGAGUCAUAUUUUUAAAUACUUAUAAGAGAUAACGUAACGGUUAGCGGGCGUCGGUGGACGCGCGUCGCACAUCUGCACAGGGAUGUAUUUAUCAUAUCAACUAAGCAAUAACUAUUAUUUGAUAAUGAAAAUUAAAGAUUUUUUAAUUUUUAAAUACUAUUUUAACCGAGUUGUUAUAAAUGUAGUUAGUAAAUAACUGAAUUCUCUAAAGUCCAUGAUCAUUUAUAUAGUUCUUUUGAACGAUGAUCGAAUCCUCAUAAUGGUUACUUGACACAUAUGAAAUUUCAUAUCAAACGUUAUUUUACGAAAUUUUGUACUAUUUAGUCGUGUUUAUUAUGUGUAGGAACAAGCAGAUAUCGACCUUCACGGCGACGUAAUAUUACCGUUCGUUCGUUCUUUUUAUUUUCUUCUUCUUACUUUUUACUCGCUUUUACUAUUUUUAUUAAGCUAAAAAAUUGGCAACAUCGUUUAGCUGUUUAGUCAUGUUAAAUAAUUCGCACUGAUUAUUAAUGAUACUCAAACUGUUUUAUUCACGGCGUCUCGAACAAAUGAGAAUGGAAGCAAUACUCAUAAUAUCUGCUUGUUGUGGGGCGAAUGCACAGCACGAUACCCGGUCAGCGCCCGGCUGCGACGGAUCGGUGUGCCUGUGCGUAUAAAUUACAGUUACCAGGGUUAGGAUAUUCUAUGGUAGUAGUCACGCAUCGCUACGUAGGAAACCUUACCGACUUGUAAUGUCUUGCGAUGCCAAUCGAUCUUUUUAAUGCUCAAUUUUGCCAAAUUUUACUUGCCGAAAGUCUUGUCUAUUAAUUUCGUGUAAUAUUUAAACGUAAUGCCAUUCCGCCCCGUUUCUCCUCGGAAUUCUGAGGGAUAGGAGAUGGUACGUUUGAUUUGCUCAAUGAUAUGCAUUAUAAUAUUCCUUUUGAAUUCUGUUCAUACUUUUUAGUAGAUGUUAACGGUCGACCCAAUGAAUAUAUCAUUAGAAAAUUUUUUUAAAUGAAAUUUUAAUUAUAAUUAUAGUGAAAUGAAAAUUUUUUAUCGAGAAUAUUAAGUAUAAAUACUUAUGUGACGAAUGCUCGAGAUGCAAUAUGUUAAUUUAGUGCCAAAUGAUAAGUUAACUCGUAGCAAUAUGUCGUAUCCUAAUGCUCUUGUAAUUUCUCGCGUAGUGUUAAUGACCUAAGAGGUUAAAAUGUUUCUUUUACAAGACUAUAAUAAUAUAUUUAUACAGGGAAAGAGUUAGGUAUGUACGGUUCGGAUAUAAGAAUGUUGUUGCGGUAUAAUACUCAUUGUGGCAGGGUGUAAAAAUAAGCAGAGGCAGAAUGGAGUGGUCGAAGAGUGGUCGGGAAUUGUACGUCAGGAGCUAUUUCAUACAUGCCAAAACACCUAAGCUAAAGGUUUAUUAAUCGUUUUUACUUCGCUUCGGCUUCAUUAUUUUUACACUCUGUUUUAAAAGCACUGAAUGAGCAAUGGAACAGAGAAUUUAUUUACUCAAAUAAGUUUUUUUUAUUAUUAUUUAUAAUAUUUUUUUUUUACUAAAAAUAUACAUUAUUUUGCAUUUUAUGACUGUAAUGGCAGCUGUCCAUGUUUGCGGUGAAUGAUAAAAUCAAUCACUGUUUAAGGUUUCGUAAUUGAAUAAGAAACGAUACAUCGAACAUGACACAUUGGGCACAAAUGUUAGUAAAAUUCUAUGGCUUAUUUUUGCUUGCAAUACGUAAUUAUUAGAACGAGAAUGUUCCCAAACUGAUUGUUUGUCAUAAAAUGUUUGUGGAGCACUUGUUAAAAAUCUAUAUUUUAUUAAGUAUAUUUUCACUGAGCAAUACAUCUAUAAAUUAUGUAUAUAAGAAGAACAACAUAGAUGCCACUGUGCCCCGAGAGGUCAGUGUUGUGCCAAAAUUAAGUGCUAGUCUUUAAAAAAAAAAAAAAUGUUGUUAUCAUUUUCAGAUUUUUAUUUAGUCCAGAAUGUGUUUGUUCCUGUGCUGUGAAAAUAAUAUUUUCUAACAAAUCAACACUAGGGUGUGAUGGUAAAUUAGAUAAUAUAGUUGUUUUUUGUUUAUUAGGUCUUAAUUUUUUAGUCAUUUAUCGAAAAUUUAUUAUUUUUAAUUAGAAUUUAUUUUUAUUUACACUAUUGUACUAAAUUGACUCGUUUUGUGAUUGUUAUUAAUAAACUUAAUAUAUAUAUAUAUGUAUAUAUAUAAAUAUACAUAUAAAAUUGACUAAAGCAACUAUAUUGUUUAAUUGUUGUGUGUAUAGGUCGACAACAACACAGGGUUUGUUGAUGUUAUUUGUAAAGAUAUUAAUAAGAUUGAAAAAUAUAUAUAUAAUUGGAAUUUGAGGGCAAUUCAUUGUAUUCCUUCAGUUCUAAUAAAUAUUUACUGUGGUCCAUAUAUAUAGUCAGUUGUCGUCCUAUGGGGGGGUAGCGAUACAAGUCAUAAGUGUAAUAUAUGAAGAGUUGUGUUGGUUUGUUGCUAUAUUUAUAGUAUUUAUAUUAAUAAUGAUGCACAUGAUGAUUUAGCUUUGAGCUCGUGCAAUAUUAUUCCAAAUUGUUUAUAGGAAAAACUGUUAUGAUAAUUUCUAAAUUGUUAUAUAAAUAUUUUUAUAAUUAUAAAAGACAAAGGCAACUUAAAUUCUAUUUUUGUUGUGCAUUUAUUCUCAAAUUUUAUCAUAUUACAAUACCACAAACUCAUUGUGGACUGUAAUGUCUGCGUCUGUGAAAAUUAUUAUUAAGCUAUGGUAGAUGGUUUUUUUAUAUAUUGCUGAUAUUGUGAGUCAAUUCUAGUAAUGUUAAUUCUCGUUAAUUUAGAAUAAUUUACAACAGUAAAAAUAUUACGAUUGCUCAAUCGAGAUGCAACACUAACUGCAAAAUAGACAGAUAUAAUUUUAUAUUAAUAUGUCCUUUUAUAUUGUUAUUUAUCUAAUAUUCAGUUUUUAUAAUUUGUGAGUUGUGGCAGCGCAUGUUAUUGUCUUAUGUUUAUUCUUAAUAGAGGCCAAAUGUUGACUUGCUUAUGUGAGACUGUUUUGCCAAGAAUCAGAAAAUAUAUUACCUACAUUGUUUUAAAAUAAAUGCUUUUAUAUAAA
This is a messenger RNA of Nymphalis io (European peacock), 5381 nucleotides long. Its product is annotated as modifier of mdg4-like. Bases 164 to 1768 code for a protein of 534 amino acids. Gene Ontology annotation, molecular function: DNA binding; protein binding. Gene Ontology annotation, cellular component: nucleus. Gene Ontology annotation, biological process: regulation of transcription by RNA polymerase II. The record is from RefSeq and is a predicted model, not a curated record. The transcript has 8 exons. NCBI's taxonomy places the organism in Eukaryota, Metazoa, Arthropoda, Insecta, Lepidoptera, Nymphalidae.